CACAUGGUUAAGAUGGCGGCUCCCAGUGCCGAGAUUCAGUUCGCUCAAAAACUGGCUGCAAAUGAGAAGAAAAUACGCAAUAAGGCCCUGAAGAAACUAAGAAAAUAUAUCCAUUCAAAGUCCGCUGCUAAACCAGGACUGACGGAAGAAGAUCUCAUCAAGCUAUGGAAGGGUCUUCAUUACUGCAUGUGGAUGCAAGACAAGCCCUUGCUACAGGAGGAGCUGGCAGUCCACAUCACAGGGCUCGUCUUCAGUUUCUCCAACACUGCAGCAGCCAUGAAGUUCUUCAAGGUGUUUCUGGUGACAGAAGCUCGAGAGUGGAACGGCAUCGACAGACAGCGGCUGGACAAGUUCAUGAUGAUGACUCGUCAGAUGCUGCAUGAGAUGUUUGUGCUGCUGAGACAGGGACAGUGGGCGGAGGAGAUGAUUGCCGAACUGGCAACAGUGUUACGUGGGACAACUCUGAACACGGCGUCAGACAACGUCCCUGACGGUUUCGCUAUGCACUUGGCUGAUAUCUAUCUGUUGGAGCUUGCCAGGGUUGGAGCCCAGCAGCUGGAUGGUCACCAGAUUCUGUCUCUCCUCACAGUGUUUGAUGACUACCUGCAGACUGGCAGAAGGCCACUGGUGUUAAAGAGAAUCAUAGGAAGUGUCUACAACAGCGUGGCAGAGCAGACAUUGGAGAGGUUGCGGAGGGAAGGAGAGAAGGAGGAGGCGGAAGAGGAUGGAGUGGAUGGGGCAAAGGACGACUCGGACUCUGGCUACGAUGAGGAUUCAGAACCCAAACUGAAAUUUGACUGCUUGCUGCUGACAGACCAUCUGUUCCACUUGGGGAGCCAGGAGAGAUGUCGGGGAACAAACAGACAGCUGUUGUACAGAACGGUCUUAAGGUUGCAAAAUGCUGCUGCAGGUGUUGUUGAGGCUGCUGAUGAGACGGAGGUAUAUGACCCAGAUGCAGAUCUAGAGGAUGCUGUGACGAGGCUGAUGAAUCUCAAUCCUAAAAAGAAGAAGAAGAGGAAACGUCAGCAAGAAGCGGCGGACGAGGUGGAUGCACAGGAUAAAAUGGACACACAGGAUGAGGUUGCAGAAGAAACAGAUGGAGAUGUCAAGAAGGGGAAGAAGAAACAGAAGCGGAAACUCCAGGAAACAGCAUCUGAGAAUAUUGCUGUGAAGAAAGUCAAGUUAACUCCAUCCACUGAUUCUGAUACAAAGAUCAGUACAGAGACCAGCAGUACUUUGGCAGAAACAGAUUCUCCAAAGAAGAAGAAGAGGAAGAAGAGAAAGAAGAAGAAGAAAGGGUCUACAGAAGUGACAGAACAAGGGGGAGAUAAGUCAGUGUCCAAGGGAGGUAACUCCCCAAAAGGUGCAAGUGGGGAUAAAGUGCAGGACGUUAAAUGUAUAAACACAAGUCCACCAAACAAAUUGACUUCUAAAAAUGAUUCCACGAAAGAAACAAGUUCAAGCAAGAAGUCGAAAAAGAAGAAGAGAUUAAAGUCAACUGAGGAGAAAACUGAAGGGAAAGAUGUUUCACCUCCAAAGAAAACGAAAACAGAACCUGAAGCAACUGGGAUCAAGGUCAAGGUGAAAGAUGGUGAGACCAAAAUUAAAGGAAAAAAGAAAAAAUCAUUUCCAUUGAAAGAAGAUGAAGUUAUUGUUAGCAAGGAGACCAAGGAAGUAAAUGCAAGUGUAAGCCAGGAGACGAAAAAUGAGAAGGAUAUCGUAACCAGGGAUACAAAGGAUGAGCCUCUGAAAGAGGGGGAGACGGAGAUAUGGGUGCCCAACAAAAAGCAUCAGGCCAAGGUCAAGGCUCAAGAGAAAAAGGUCAAGGACAAGAAAAUUAAAACGCCAAAAGGAUCGACGUUUGCAAAGUUUGAGAAGCUUUCAACCCCUCCUGCAGCCUUUGUGAAGAAAGCCAUCGCCAAGGUGAUGAAAACACCGCUUAAAAAGACAAAUGACGCCCCCAAGACCACACCGGAGAUGACAGCCAGUGAGAAGAAGGUCAAGUUUAACAUGAAGAAGAAUACCGCCCAGAAGUUUGAGGACAGCAUGACACUCAGCCCAAUUCCAGCCUUCAACCCCCGGAUGACCCCAACACAGGGCAUCCUGAAGUCUCCCGCUUCUGCCGGCCUCACAUCAGCACAGACGUCAGGCAAGAAGAAGAAGAAGAAGAAGUCAGUGGGCAGUGGCCAGAACACCCCAGUCACUAGCAGGACUGAAAGUACUCCUGCCUCAAACAAGAAGCGUCUCACACGAUCAAGGGCAGCAGAUUUCUUCUGAGGGGUAUUACCGGGAAUGUUGGACUAAAACUUGAAUAACAGCACAAAGUGUAGCGAUGUGUUUAGGCAGCUCCAAAGAUGCUGACAGUAUUGACUCAUGCCGCACCAGCCUUAGGGAAGGAAAUGCUGCAACCACAAUUACAAAUGUCGUGGUUGCCAAGGUGGUUGCUAUGGUGACAGAUGUGAUUGCCAGCCACCCUAGCAGCAGUUGUUAUGGUUACAGUAAUCCUUAGCAAGCAAUCAUUCAAUCAUAUAGCAGAUCGUGUACAGUUGUAGUAUACCUUUGAUAAACUUUGUUGAGUCAAUUAAGAAAAUACUUGUAGUAGUUCUUUUUGGGGAGAUUAAGACGUGCAGCAUUGUUUAGAAAUUUUGGGAUACAGUGGAGGGGUAAAAAGUAGGGUCACAUUCUUCACAUAUAAGGUUGUGAAGGGGCUAAGAGCAGGGUCACAUGCUUCACAUAUAGGGGUGUGGGUGGGCAUAGAUAUGAUGACCUUCACACACAGGUGUGGGAGGUCAUACUAUAGUAGAGGUCACAUUCUUCACAAAUCUUGGGGAGGGAAUAAGUGUCAACACACCCUGUAUUUAAAGAAUUAGAGAAGAGCCUGUGAACUAUAAGGAAUUACAGAUUAUGCUCAUGUGAACAAAUAGUGUACAUCCCGAGCUUGCUGUGAGCGUUAUACCCAUGGGCUUUCACUGAACACCUGCAUCAACUCCGGCUGUCUGGCCACAUCAAGCUGACACACCGUGACAUUACUGCAGUACUGUCCAAGGCCUGUUCAACUCACUCAUUCAAAACAGAGUGUUAAACACAAGUCACUCCAACUAAUUAUUGACCUGUGAAGAUUUGGGUUAGAAAUGGUCUUUAGCAACCCAUGCUUGUCAUAAGAGGCGACAAACGGGAUCUCGAGGUCAGGCUCACUGACUUGGUUAGCAUGUCAUCAUAUCCCAUAUCCCAAACAACAAACUCACAAACAAGCCCACUUGUUCUAAUGACCAGAGCUGAUGCUGGUCGGAGCACAUGGUGUUAUAAUUGUACAGUAUAUGAUUUGUAUAUAGGUCUCCAUGGUGAUGACAGCACUGCAGACAGAGUUUACCAACACUUCAUGGUGUUAUUAGUCAAUGAAACCAUAAUCCUAGAGAUACUUUUCAGAUUGUGUUCGAAGAAACUGAUGUCCUGAUUUCAUUAGAUGUAAUUGAGAUGUGGUGAAUUUGAUUGAAAAUAUUCAGGAUGCCUUCAUAUUUUGUGAUACCAAAACAACAUCUCCAUUUCAUUGGAUGAGACUGACAUGUCCGUGUUACACUGAAAUUACAGGAAGGUGUCCUGAUUGGAUGAAUAUGAGUCGAUUUUGAAACUUUGUCAGACGUUUGUUGGAAUCUUUUGUAGGGAUAACAAUAAUACACUUGACUGGUUAUGGGCGUCAUUUCCGAGUAUGAUGGAAUAUGUCGCCAUCUGAAGCACUGCAGUUUAUUUUUGAUGGAGUAUGAUGUGUAAUGAGACUGGUAGUUUGUCAGGUCUGUCUGUAGUGCUGCUAGUGGUAUGGACGUGAGAAUAACUUGUGUCCGAUUCUAUGUCACAAAUGUUCAAGUCUGUGUUGAUAUCAAUGAACAGUCUGGUCUUUCACGCUCUGUUUCCUCAUGCCCUACGGCAGGGAUUGUUGCUCAUACAGACAUGCUAAUUAAUCUUCAUAGUGAAGCAAAACUUUCCUAGCUGAGAGCUAUUUCCCUCUGAUGGUCAACUACUAAUGUGUUAUAUAUGUUUCUACAGUUUUUUACAAUUGUGAAUUGGGCAAUGACAAGCCCCUAAAAAUGCCUUCAAUCUGACAUAAUCUGAUAGUCUGUACCAACCCUGUGCUGGUGGCUUGUCAUAGGAGUACCUUAAGUCUACUUGGACACAAGUUAUGUACACUCCACACAAGUCGAGGAUAGAUUUACUCUUGCAAAAUGAAAUACUCUGGUGUUCGUUAAUUUCUGUUGGGUACGGUAGUUUAUGAGAAAACACUUUCUGUUAUUACAUUGUUCAUGCUAUGUACAUUGUAGAUACUGAAGACAGUUAAAUAAACUAUGACUAUUGA
Molecule: messenger RNA, 4348 nt
Organism: Haliotis rubra (blacklip abalone)
Lineage: Eukaryota; Metazoa; Mollusca; Gastropoda; Lepetellida; Haliotidae
Product: ribosomal RNA processing protein 1 homolog A-like
Exons: 11
Coding region: 4-2277 (757 amino acids)
Biological process (GO): rRNA processing
Cellular component (GO): nucleus; preribosome, large subunit precursor; preribosome, small subunit precursor
Source: RefSeq, a predicted model, not a curated record